This is a messenger RNA of Trypanosoma theileri, 1125 nucleotides long. Its product is annotated as serine/threonine protein phosphatase. The transcript has a single exon. Gene Ontology annotation, molecular function: hydrolase activity. The coding region runs from base 1 to 1125 and encodes 374 amino acids. NCBI's taxonomy places the organism in Eukaryota, Euglenozoa, Kinetoplastea, Trypanosomatida, Trypanosomatidae. The record is from RefSeq and is a predicted model, not a curated record.
AUGAGAUUGGUGACACCGUUUUUUGUGAUUAUUCUUUUAGUAUAUAUUCCUUACUUCUGCGAGGGUGAGAGUCGAUCAAACCUUGAAACUCAUGACACAAUACCAAUUGAGAUUCACCGCAUUAUUGCUGUUGGAGACGUUCACGGUGAUUUAGAUCAUUUCCUUAAAAUUUUAUCUAUGGCAGAUGUUAUAGCCUUUCCCAACAAUGAUACUAACGAUGUGGUGUGGAAACCAAAAUGGGAAAAUAAAGAAAUCGAAUUACACAGAACCCAUCGCACAAAACUUCGUACAACCUUGGUACAAAUGGGUGAUCUAAUAGACAGAGGAGCUAAUGAUUUAGGUGUUCUUGAAAUGGUCUUUUCACUUUUUGAUCAAGUUAAAAAAAACCAUACGAGCGAUAAUUUGGUCCUGCUAUUGGGUAAUCACGAAUUACUUAAUCUUCAAGGACAGUUUUAUUACGUUGAACCAGAAUCUAUGGGUGGAUUUCUAACAAAGACUCUGCGCAAACGCGCGUUUGAAAAAAAUGGUGAAUUUGGAAGUUUUAUCUUGGAGAAUUUUACUGUUCUUCAUCUAGAAGAUAGUACUGUUUUUGUUCAUGCCGGUCUUAAUGAACAAGUUGCUUCAAUGGGAGUUGAAGCAAUAAAUAAGGUAACGAAACAAGCAGUGCAAGAUAAAGACUAUAGACAUCCCCUUCUGGGAAGUUCUGGACCCCUAUGGACGCGACAAAUGAUAAUGGAUGCUAUGAACGGUCAUUGUACGAAUAUUCAAAAAAUGCUUCUGGCUAUUGGUGCGGAAAGGAUUGUAGUGGGUCACACACCACAGAGGUCGGGACAUGUUGAAACCUAUUGUGAUGAUAGCGUAAUUGCUGUUGAUGUUGGAUUAAGCAAGUGGAUGUAUGGUAAUCUUGCUGCUCUUGAAAUACUGGUCAAGACACAUAAAAUAGGUUCUGGUGCCAAAAAAAGCGUCGAGAUUCGUGAGAUAAUUGCUUCUGAUACUAGAAGGAGUCAAACACUUGAUGAGGCUCUUGAUGACUCUUUGGUCCUGGAAGAAUUGCAACAUGCUGUGGAGGAAUUUCGUCAUCGACAAAAUACGCGGGACCAGGAAGAAACACUUGGUGAUUUGUGA